AUGCUGCGUUUUCAUUGGCUGACACGUGUUCGAAAGAUCAAAUAUCGCGACCUUUCGACACAUCGCGGUCAUGAAGACUUCUAUUUCGACUUUGGCACCAAGACGAUUGGAUCGAUGAGAAAGACAGCAAAGGCGGCAGUGUCUGCUGCGGUCGCGACGUGGUUGCUUCUCACAACUGCCACCACCGGCGUCCAUGCCUCGUUCUGCUCCCCUGGUUCUGGCUACGACGCUGCCACUGAUAGUUGUAUGGAAUGCCGUGCUGGGAGCUGGGCAGACGGGUCCACGGCGUUGUGUCAGCGCCCUGUCAAGUGUACCACUGGCCAAGGUCCGAAAGCUGGCGCCACGUUUGUCACGGACUGCAUGACGUGUCCACCUGGAUACUACAGUGAUCACGACGACGAAACUCCAUGCGAAGUCAUCCAAUGCACUCCUGGCUUUUACAGUGACGCCGUCGGGGCCACCGAUGCCACCAAAACAUGCACCGCCUGCCCCGCCAGCACGUACUCGACUGGCCUCAACGACGUCUGCCACGACUGCGCGUUUGGGGAGUUCAGCCUCCAAGGCGAUGGCGUGUGCAGUCCCCUAGAGUGCCCGUUGAACUCGGAGCCAACGGCCCACGCCACCAAUGCCACAGACUGCUUGCCUUGUGCGAUCGGAACCUUUUCUGCGGGUGGAACCAACACCUGCGAGCCCAUGCAGUGUCCUCGCGGCACAGAGCCCAAGGCGGCCCCGUCGUCCAUCUCAGACUGCGACCCGUGUGCACUGGGCAAGUUUUCAACCGGCGGAUCGUCCGUGUGUGAGCCCACCACGUGUCUUCCCGGCUUUGUGGCUGUGGAUUUGGCCUGGGACGGCGUGGACAGUUGCAAGCGUUGUGAUGCUGGAUGGAUCUCACCUGGUGGUGCCGCUACGGUAUGUACCCAGUGCGGCAAUGGUACGUAUGCCAAUGCCGAUUCGAUUUGCGCGCCGGCGAAAUGCAGUCCUGGGUUGUUUGCACCUCCUGGUUCGUCUGACCCGAUAGGCAACUGUGUCGCGUGCGCAGUGGGCACGUUUUCUACCGGUGAUAGCGCCAUUUGUAAGCCAGUCGCAUGUCCAGUUGGGACGGAGCCCCACGCACUUGCCACGCAAGUAGACGACUGCGUGGCGUGUGUGCGCGGGUACUUUUCCCCUGGUGGCGUCGUCGCAUGUGAGCCUGCCACGUGUCCGAAAGGCACUGAAGCGAACGACCACGCCGGCGGACCCACCGAGUGCUCCAAAUGCCCCCACGCCCAAAACUCGCUCGGCAACUCCAGUCUAUGCAUGAGUCCACCGUGUGAUCCUGGCUUUGAGCCCAACGACGACGGCGAAACGUGCUCCAUUUGCACGGCCGGCCGGUUUUCCCCGGGCCGGGGCGUCCCGUGUCAAGACUCUAAAUGUCCCCCCAGUACGGAAAGUCUGGACGGCGCGUCGGAUGCGGUCGCCAACUGUGUCGCGUGCGACAUCGGGUACAUCUCGGAAGGCGGCAGCGACCUCUGUGCGCCAUGUCCGUCCGGCACAUACACGCUCAAGAACAUGACAACGUGCGAACCCACGACGUGCCCGGUGGGUUUUGAGCCCAAGUCGCCCCCCCUACACGCGUUCGAUUGCGUGGAAUGUCUGAAUGGGCACUACAGUCCUGGCGGCAACGCAACCUGUGGCCAUGCUACUUGUCCGGCGGGCAGCAGCACCGUCGACCACGCGGAAACCCCCACCGACUGCGUGCUCUGUGCGGCGGGAACGUACUCCAGUGGAGGCAACACCACGUGUAAGGAUGCUGCCUGUCCACCGGGGUUCGGCGCCCCUGCUGGAGCUUCCACAGGGGAUGCGUGUGCUCCGUGUGGUGCGGGGUCGUACAGCUUCGGAGGCUCGUUCCCCUGCACCCCCACGACAUGUCGCCCGGGCUCAAGCUCCAACGCCACGACCGCCACCCAUCCGUCAGACACGUGCGUCGAGUGUGCCGUCGGUUUCUUCUCUCCCGGCGGCCACGCUUCGUGCCAGCCCAUGCAAUGUGCGCCUGGCUUUAGCGGGAAACCCAACGCCGUGGAUCCAGUGACGGACUGCAAGUCGUGCGCGGACGGCCACUCGUCGGAAGGCACGUCGAGCCCUUGUAUUCCAUGUGCGAGGGGCUUUUUUGCGGCGGCGGGCGACGCGACCUGCCAGCCUGCCACAUGCGCGGCCGGAUGGCAGGCGAACGAAGGCGCGGUCCACGCGACCGACUGCAAGGGAUGCCCGUGGGGGACAUACGCAUCCGGUGGGUCGGCGCUCUGCGAUGCAGUGUCGUGUCCGGCGGGGUCGUUCGCACCAGAACAAACCAACUCUUGCUCGUUGUGCCGCGGGGGAAGCUACUCGACGGCGGACGCGGCGGUGUGCAAGCCGGCGCUGUGUCCGCCUGGCCAGGCGACGGUCGAAGGCGCGACGUCGCCGACAGAUGACUGUCUCGAUUGCCCUGUGGGAACCUAUGGGCUGGGCCAGAACCAGCCGUGCAAACCCACGACGUGUCCGUCCGGAUAUGCGUCGUCGACCACCGGCAUCCACUUGGAGAAAGGGAGCUGCAAACUGUGCCCCGUGGGCUGGUUCAGCGCAGGCGGGGGCGACCAGUGCGAGCCCGGCACCUGCGCGCCAGGGUGGUUCCUCCCCGAAGGCAAAGGCGACUGCACGAUCUGUCCGGCUGGCAAGUUCAGUCUCGGCGGCGACAAGCAGUGCCAAGAUACGACGUGCCCGCUUGGCACCGCAGCCCCCAGUGGCGCCACGUCAGCUACCGGGCAGUGCGUGGCGUGCGUCGCGGGGUACUUCAGUCCUGGCGGAACCGCCGCGUGCACUCCGUGUACGUGCGACCCUGGCACCGGCUCUGUCGCAGGAGCUAGUUCGCCUCGCGACGCAUGCACCGUGUGCGAACGCGGCUACUUUUCGCCAGGAUCGAGCCACCCAUGCGUUCCCACCACUUGCGCGCCAGGCACAGCAUCGGCAACGCCAGGGGCCGUCAACGAAAGAGACACCUGCGAGGUGUGUCCAGCAGGCCAAUUUGGCCAUGGAGGAUCGUCUCAAUGCGCCAACACCACCUGCGCGCACGGAACGUCGGCGUUGGCUGGAGCCGUGGACCCGGUGCUGAACUGCACGAUCUGCGGGGCGGGCACAUACUGCGAGGGCGGCGGCAGUGUGACCAAGGCCACGUCGUGCCUGCCGGGGUACGCGUCUCCGGAAGAGGCAGACAGCCCCGACGGGUCGUGCGCGAUCUGCCCCCAAGGGUCGUUCAGUCCUGGCGGCGCCGUCCAAUGCCAGCCCACGCUUUGUCCUCCAGGCACGUCGGCAGCUGCGGGGGCCAAGGACGCUGUAACCGAUUGUGUAACGUGCGUCGCGGGCAGUUACUCGCCAGGUGACACCAGCGCGUGUUUGCACCCGACCACGUGCCUCCCGGGGUUUGCUUCGUCUCGAGGGGCCAAUUCAUCCAACGGAUCGUGUGUUGAGUGCGGUGCCGGGCAGUUCGCCGCCGGGGGAGCCGACCAAUGCGCCAAGACGACGUGCGAACCUGGCAGCGGGUCGCCGGCAGGGGCUGCGUCCGCCACGGGGAGCUGCAAGGAGUGCGAGCCAGGCCACUUUUCGCCGGGCGGGGGCUUCGACUGCGCGCCCAUGGCAUGUCCCCCUGGUUGGGCCUCCAACGUCACUGGAGCGUAUCGCAGUGUCCACAAGUGUCAAGUGUGUUCGGCUGGGUUCUACUCGCCCGGUGGCAGUGUCGAGUGCAAACCGACCAACUGCCUCGCCGGCUACAGCUCCCCAGCGGGCUCAGAUGUCGAAGUCGAACAAUGCUCGCCGUGUGCCGCGGGGUACUUGUCCCUUGGAGGGUCUAGCCAGUGUGAGCUGGCCAAGUGCAAGCCGGGCUACGCGACCCCUCCCGCCGCCGCCGGCGGCUGUGUGCAAUGUGCGUCUGGCUACCACUCGUCCGGCGGAGCUACUAAGUGCAUCGCGUGUUCCUGCGACCCUGGGUCGACGUGCCUCUCGCCGGACUCGGCGACGUGCUCCCCAUGCCCGAAUGGCACCACCACGUCACGCCUUCUCGGUGGAUGCGUGAAAACGUCAAACGACCAAGAGGCGUAUGUGAAUGUAGUCUUGAGCGUCGACGGCUACUCGCCACCUUACUUUAACCAGCAAGUCGUGAAUUCGUUCCGCGAUGGAUUGAUGUCCUUCCUUAAUGAUGAUGAGCCCGCGGCGUCGUCUAAGGUGGCAUCGGUCGAUCCAAGUGCUAUUGUUGUGGACGCGGAAGUCGACUCGACGUCGGAUUUGGGUGGCAGUCUCGUCACCCUGCGACUUGCCCUGGCGUCGUCGGUUGGCAACAUCUACUCCUCUCUCGAGUCCCUGACGACCUCGGGCGGCGCUUUAACGGGCUCAUCAACGUUGGCCUCGUUCAUUCAACAUGCAGGUCUCGUGCGUGUGAGAAACGUGCAAGUUCAAUCUGUGCAGCUAUGGCAGCAAGGACAUGAGACGAGCCGUAGCAUCUGGCAGUCAGAGUCGCCGUCGUACGACAACGAGACAAACUCCAUCCCUUCUACAUCCCCCAACACCACCAAGUCUCCUAAUGGAGGAGCUUCGUCGCCGGUUGCGUCCACCACUAUCACGUCCGCCGCUGCCGCUCGACGUGGCAUGUUGGCCAUGUUGCUCAUUCUGCUGUGCGCUUGUAUAUCCUCUUAG
Molecule: messenger RNA, 4698 nt
Organism: Aphanomyces astaci
Lineage: Eukaryota; Oomycota; Saprolegniomycetes; Saprolegniales; Verrucalvaceae
Exons: 8
Coding region: 1-4698 (1565 amino acids)
Molecular function (GO): protein binding
Source: RefSeq, a predicted model, not a curated record